Molecule: messenger RNA, 1508 nt
Organism: Amborella trichopoda
Lineage: Eukaryota; Viridiplantae; Streptophyta; Magnoliopsida; Amborellales; Amborellaceae
Product: azadirone synthase LFS
Source: RefSeq, a predicted model, not a curated record
AUCCUAAUUUUAUAUAUCUAUAUAAAUCUCUUUUAUCAUAAUCAAAAGUCCUAUAGGAUCAUUUCUCUUCUUAAUAUUAUUGUCCAAAGAUCUCUUUUAUCCUAAUCAAAUCAUUCCUUUUUAUAUUCGACUUAUUGGAGUUCUUUUUAUUCUAAACGUGUACUCAAUAAUUCACCUAUGUCGCUUCCAAAUUUCAGUAUAACUCAGUUCGUCUCUGCUACUCCCAUCUAAAAAUUCUGAUUUUCGAGGAAAAUGUGUGAUUACUCGUUCUCAUUAUUCAUUGCUAGUAACCUUAUUAUUCAUUAACUUUUUUUUGGUUUUUUUGGUAAAAAAAAACUGUUUUUUCCGCCAUGCCGGAGUUUGUUGAGCUCAACUGUGUAGAUCUCUCAGAGCCAGACCUCAAUAAAUCAGUCUCUCUUCUCAAACAGGCAUGCUUGGACUGCGGAUUUUUCUAUUUGGUGAACCAUGGAAUUAGCCUGGACUUGAUGGAUGAGGUGUUUUCACAAAGCAAGAAAUUCUUCGAUUUGCCGUAUGAAGAGAAGAUGAAGGUUUUGAGAAACAAGAAACACAGGGGUUAUACUCCUAUGUUUGAUGAGACUUUGGAUCCUGAUAAUCAAGUAGGAGGAGAUUAUAAAGAAGGAUAUUAUAUUGGUGUUGAAGUUCCUGAAAAUGAUCCACAAGCACAAAGAUCUUUUUUUGGACCAAAUUUGUGGCCUUCAAAAGAUUUGUUGCCAAGAUGGAGAGAAACUAUGGAGAAGUAUCACCGAGAAUGCCUUGAGAGGGCUAGGGUACUUGCUAGGCUUAUUGCCUUAGCACUCAACCUAGAACCUGAUUUUUUUGACAAGCCGGAGAUACUUGGUGAGGCAAUUGUAACUUUGCGACUACUACACUAUGAAGGGAAAGCUGCUGAUCCUGAUAAGGGCAUUUAUGGAGCUGGAGCUCAUUCUGAUUUUGGUCUCCUCACUCUUUUGGCAACAGAUGAUGUCUUGGGUCUCCAGAUAUGUCGGCACAAGGAUGCUCAACCUCGAGUAUGGGAAUAUGUAGCACCAUUGAGAGGAGCAUUUGUAGUAAAUCUUGGUGACAUGCUUGAGCGCUGGAGCAAUUGCAUCUUCAGUUCAUUGUGCUGUUUUUACAGGUCUACAUUGCAUCGAGUGUUAUCAAAUGGUCAAGAGCGCUACUCUAUAGCGUACUUUGUGGAGCCAAGUCACGAUUGUAUUGUGGAGUGUCUGCCAACAUGCAAAUCUGAUUCUAACCCUCCCAAGUAUCCUCCUAUAAAAAGUGAAGCAUACCUGCAUCAGCGAUACAUGGAUACGCAUGCGGACUUGAGUUCUUACGAUCACAAGACCGGCUAAACUACCAAUCCGGUCAUGUCUCAUGAUUUGCAUUGUUUUUCUACUUCUGUAAAUAUUGUGCAAUAUGGCAUAAUAUAUUAUUCAAACAAAUACAAUGGUUAUUUAUGUAAAUUUCCCCCUUCUUAUGAAUAAGCACUAUUUAUAGUCCCCAAAAUA